AUGGUGGUUACAGGGAGUACAAGAAAAGAAAGGGAGGAUGACAUCCGGACAGUCUCCGGCCACUCCUCCCCCGCGGCCUAUUACGAAACUCUGGGCUCUUUGUACCUCACCCCGCUACUAUGUCCCGGGGCCGUGGCCCCUCCCCGGAGCUAUAAAGGUCGCAGCGCCCGGCCGUGGAGCUCACUCGCCGGACACACCGGCUGUCAGAGGGACGCGGCCGUCGCGUGGCCCCUGCAGGCUCUGUCCGCCGCGCUCCAGCCGCCGCGCCGCAGCCCCGCGCGUUCCCGGCCCCGCCCCGCCGGUGCGCCCGCCGCCCGCCGCCCGCCGCCCGCCGCGGGAAGGAGGAUGGAGCCGCGCCGCGCCGGCCGCGUCCCCGCACUGCUGCUGUGCCUGGGUCUCCAUCUCCUCCAAGCAGUUCUGGGCACCACUGUGAUUCCUUCCUGCAUCCCGGGAGAAUCCGAAGAUAACUGCACAGCAUUAGUUCAGAGAGAAGACAAUCCACGUGUGGCUCAAGUGUCAAUAACCAAGUGUAGCUCUGACAUGAACGGCUACUGUUUGCAUGGACAGUGCAUCUACCUGGUGGACAUGAGUCAAAAUUACUGCAGGUGUGAAGUGGGGUACACUGGUGUCCGAUGCGAGCACUUCUUUUUAACCGUCCAACAGCCCUUGAGCAAAGAAUAUGUGGCCUUGACUGUGAUUCUCAUUAUCUUGUUUCUUGUCAUAGUCGCUGGUUCCAUAUACUACUUCUGCAGUUGGUACAGAAAUCAAAAAAGUAAAGAGCCCAAGAAGGAAUACGAAAAGGUGACGUCAGGGGAUCCAGCAUUGCCACAAGUCUGAAUGAGGCCAUCAAGCUACCAGCAGGGAUGGUUAUGCACGCCUGGUUAUGUUAAUAUUCCUAUUUUAUUAAUAAUAUUUAUGUUGGAUCACGUGAUAAGUUGACAAUGGCGCACUUUUAAUAUAUUUGGACAAGUUUUUUUAUUUUUGUUUUAUUUUUGACAGACUAUUUGCUAAUGUAUAAUGUAUAAGAAAUAUAUAAUAUAGAAAAAAAGUCAAUAUUUUUCUAAGAAAUAAUUUCCUGGACUAAAUGCUUUAGCUCCAAAGCUUAGUUGCCGGCUACGCCAUGUUUAGGAGUGAAGGACGUCCAGUUUGUUGCUCAGGAAGUGUCACAAAUGACAGAUUUCUGUUAAGCCUAAAUAUAUGGUCAAAUCAACUCAAAUAAGUGUAUUUUCCUACUCCAUUAGCGAUAACUGGUUUGACUAUAUUGUAGUUUGAUGUAUGACUUGGCACGAUGGUGUUACAUAUCAAAACACUAAUGUGAUGGGAAUUGGGGAGAAGCAAAUUUGGAUCCUGUGCUAAACGCUACACACUGGGACCAACCUAAACCGGGGAGGACUGUGUCCCCCUACCCCAUCCUCCACUGUGGCUCCAUGUUUAGUGGCCUGGAAGGAAGAUGGGCAGUUCCUUACUCUACCCACAAUUCCUGCAGAUACGAGUCACCCAUCUGCAGCUUCUCCUUGCAUUAAAUGAAUUGACAACUUCAUUUUAUACCAUCUUUCAUGUAAAUAGUAGGCAUUUUAUAGCUUCGUGAUGUUUCUUUUCUUUUCAGUACAACAUUUAUGUGAGAUAACUGUCACUCAUGAGACAAGUAAAAAAAAUCCACACUAGGAGCCCGAAUUUGGGCUUCUUUUCAAGGGUAUUUCUUUUCAUAGGGACUUUGAUUAAGAAUCCUAAGAUUAAGUCGCAGUCCAAAAUUUGAGGGACUAAUCACCACUUAAAAAAUAAGACAGUAAUUCUUUUUUUUUUCUUUUUUUUUCUUCUUUUUUUUCCAUUUUUUUAAAAAUUUUAUUCUUAUGUUAAUCCCCAUACAUUACAUCAUUAGUUUUAGAUGUUUUAGAUGAAGUGUUCCAUGAUUCAUUGUUUGUGCACAACACCCAGGGCUCCAUGCAGAAUGUGCCCUCCUCAAUACCCACCACCAGGCUAACCCAUCCUCCCACCCCCCUCCCCUCUAGAACCCUCAGUUUGUUUUUCAGAGUCUAUCGUCUCUCAUGGUUCGUAAAAAAUAAGACAGUAAUUCUAUCUGUUGUCCAAAGAUGGUAAUACAGUUAUUUCAUCUUCUAUGCAAGAGAGUUUUAACUUAAAACAAUGCAGUUAAGUAGCUCCUUCUGCAAUUUAAAACUAUAUGGUUAAAGUAAUCUCCUGAUAUAGGAUGUAGAAGAAAUAGAUCACAGUGUAUUUUCCCAAAUGAACAAAUUCAUUUGAAAACUUCUGAAAUUUAGAGACUUAACCAUGCCUUCUUUUGGAGACUGAGAUGAAACCAGGGCCCGGUUUUCUGUCUUUUGUUUAUUUUGGGGGGAAGAGAAGAAGGUUUCUCGUGUGCUUGAGACCAUGGUCUCAGUGAGUUAAUAAGGGUACCUGGGGCAACCGAAUAAGGAACCGCAGCUGUCAACACCUCCCAGUCUCAGGGGAGACUGCCUCAUUGAA
Molecule: messenger RNA, 2481 nt
Organism: Mirounga angustirostris (Northern elephant seal)
Lineage: Eukaryota; Metazoa; Chordata; Mammalia; Carnivora; Phocidae
Gene: EREG
Product: epiregulin
Exons: 7
Coding region: 1-837 (278 amino acids)
Biological process (GO): epidermal growth factor receptor signaling pathway; positive regulation of cell population proliferation; positive regulation of mitotic nuclear division
Molecular function (GO): growth factor activity; epidermal growth factor receptor binding
Source: RefSeq, a predicted model, not a curated record